Molecule: messenger RNA, 651 nt
Organism: Abrus precatorius (Indian licorice)
Lineage: Eukaryota; Viridiplantae; Streptophyta; Magnoliopsida; Fabales; Fabaceae
Exons: 3
Coding region: 48-590 (180 amino acids)
Cellular component (GO): chloroplast
Source: RefSeq, a predicted model, not a curated record
AAACCAAAAUCAAUGGCUCCAAAACUCACUACUGCUAUUGAGCUCUCAUGAAGCAUAAAUCCAUGGCCAUCAAUCUCACCACUGCUUCUCUUCACCCAUCACCUUCUUUUCUCACCCUCAAACAUAACAACCUCAUCAAAUUCUACCAUCCUUCUUCUUUAAACAAAACAUGUGCUCAAUCACAAGGCACUGACACUGGAGUUACACAAGAUGAUGCUUCUACUGGAUCUUUAUCUUCUUCUCGUGCACAGCUGGAUCUUUUGGAACAACUUACGUCUACAAGCUCACCUACUGGUUAUGAAAGUGAUGGAAGCUCUGGCAAACUCACAAUCCGAGAGCAGCUUGCACAGUUAGUUGGAGAAAGGGAUGAUGAUUUCAGCAUACCAUUAGGUAAAAACUUGAAGAAAGUGAGUGCAAAGUUCUUGACCAUUUCACAAAAGAGAAAUAUCAAGAGACAAGCUUACCUAGAAGAAGUGUCUCAAAGGAAUGAUUCAGUAUUCUUUGCAACCAUAGGAGCAUUUGUGAUUCUUCCACCUGUUAUAAUACUAGGAAUAGCUAUAUUAACCGGCUAUGUACAGCUUUUUCCUUGAAAAUUUGAAAUAUGAUAUAUAUAUAUAUAACAAUACUUAAUAGAAUUUCAUGGCUUCUUGU